Messenger RNA from Aspergillus melleus, 420 nucleotides. RefSeq lists its product as uncharacterized. Bases 1 to 420 code for a protein of 139 amino acids. Lineage: Eukaryota; Fungi; Ascomycota; Eurotiomycetes; Eurotiales; Aspergillaceae. The record is from RefSeq and is a predicted model, not a curated record. The transcript has a single exon.
AUGACACCAAACGAAGAAUACGGCGGCCCCGGCGGGAACCAAUUCACCCAUUCCGAAGACGGUUCCUACGUUAAAGCCCUCUUGAUCUACUGCGCUCGUUCCGAGACCUCUGAAGGGGGCCCGUAUGUCGUGCGAGGAAUAUAUGUCAGCUGGGCGAAUGGUGGAUCCAACAUGAUUGGUACCAGGGCUGCAGACGAGUUCCAGUACUUUUUUGAGGACGGAGAAGAGAUCGUCUCGAUGGCUCUCUGGACUGGCGAACGCGUGGACAAGAUGCAAUUUUCGACCAACCGAGCAAAGAGCUUUAUAGCAGGUGGAGCCGGCGGUUAUGAGCAUUCGCUUCAUGUUGGUAGAGGCCGAAUCAUAAGCUUACAUGGAGGUGCGCAUGGGGACGUUGAUAGGCUUGGUGUGGACUUUGAUUAA